Molecule: messenger RNA, 921 nt
Organism: Vicia faba (fava bean)
Lineage: Eukaryota; Viridiplantae; Streptophyta; Magnoliopsida; Fabales; Fabaceae
Source: the annotation of a GenBank genome assembly
AUGGUUGUUCCCCGAGGUCGUGGUGGUUCUGGUGGAGGGUUCAGAGGAGGUAGAGGAGGUGACAGAGGAGGAAGAGGUGGUGGUGGUAGGGGUUUUGGUGGAGGAAGAGGAAGUGAUUUUAAGCCGCGUGGUGGUGGUAGAGGACGAGGCCGUGGAAGAGGUGGUCGUGAUGGUGGUAGAGGUGGAAUGAAAGGAGGAAGCAAGGUUGUUGUUGAGCCUCAUAGACAUGACGGUAUUUUCAUUGCUAAGGGUAAGGAAGAUGCUCUUGUUACAAGGAAUCUUGUUCCUGGGGAGGCUGUGUACAACGAGAAGAGGGUUUCUGUGCAGAAUGAGGAUGGUACAAAAGUUGAGUAUAGAAUUUGGAACCCUUUCCGUUCCAAGUUGGCAGCUGCAGUGCUUGGUGGUGUUGACAACAUUUGGAUUAAACCCGGUUCUAAAGUCCUUUACCUAGGAGCUGCUUCUGGAACAACUGUCUCUCAUGUGUCUGAUAUUGUUGGUCCAACUGGAGUUGUGUAUGCAGUGGAGUUCUCCCACCGAAGUGGGCGUGAUUUGGUUAACAUGGCUAAAAAGCGUACUAAUGUUAUUCCCAUUAUUGAAGAUGCUAGACAUCCAGCCAAGUACAGAAUGUUAGUUGGCAUGGUUGAUGUCAUAUUUUCUGAUGUUGCUCAGCCUGAUCAGGCAAGAAUUUUAGCUCUGAAUGCUUCAUACUAUCUUAAAGCUGGAGGCAAUUUUGUUAUAUCCAUCAAGGCCAAUUGCAUUGAUUCUACAGUUCCUGCAGAGACAGUGUUCAUGAGUGAAGUGAACAAGUUGAAGGCAGAUCAAUUUAAGCCAUCUGAGCAAGUGACCCUUGAACCAUUUGAGAGGGACCAUGCUUGUGUUGUUGGUGGAUACAGAAUGCCUAAGAAGAAGAAAGAUGCUUAA